AUCUCAUUCGAAUCCAAUUGUAUUAAUGACUCAGUCGAAUUGGUGUAGCGUCGAUGCAGUGUAACUAGUUUACUAUCAGAAUUUUAAUUAUUUUUAAUUUAGUUUAUAUAUUUGUAUUAUUGAAUUGGCUGUGCCAAAUUGUAAUUAUAUGGAAGAAAAUGAACCCAAAAAUGUAUGUCAUUUGUUCAAUUUGUGUUGACUGUUUCAAACCAAAAGACGAUGUCGUUGUACUAAAAGCAUGCGGUCACAUGUUUCACAAGCAAUGCUUGAAUAUAAAUUGUCCAAAUUGCCCAAAAUGCCAUAUAAAUGUGACUGAAAAUGAUCGUAUCAAAGUUUUUCUUGACUUCGAAAAGCAACACGAAGACUUCCACCAAACCUUGGUAUUCAACGAGACUAAUAUUUCAACAAUCACAUCAAAUGGACAUGAACAAUCAUCAAACCUACUCAACGAAACAAAUAUUUCCCUGAUCACAUCAAAUAGACAAGGACAAUCAUCAAAACUUAUCACCCAGAGAAUUGUGGGAAAAAUCAUCUCGAAAUCAGCAAAAGUGGCCAGACGUUCGGAUAGAAUCAAUGAGGAAAAUCGGAUCGGUGUAACCACUCGCGCAAUGGCAUUACGAGCUAGACGAAAUGAACUCAAUGGAACUGGUUUAGUAACGAUGCGUCCGAAAAAAACUAACGGUGCUGUAAAGCCGCAAAAUUCGAUCAAGUCAGAUAUUUAAGACGAAUUUGUUGACAACGGAAAAACCAUUUAGAAAAUCAUUCAAAAAAUCAAAAAUCUAUUAUCAUUUGUACGAAAUAUAAAAAUAAAAUAUUGUUCAUUGAAAGUACCCUA
Messenger RNA from Contarinia nasturtii (swede midge), 835 nucleotides. RefSeq lists its product as uncharacterized. Bases 159 to 722 code for a protein of 187 amino acids. The record is from RefSeq and is a predicted model, not a curated record. The transcript is spliced from 3 exons. Lineage: Eukaryota; Metazoa; Arthropoda; Insecta; Diptera; Cecidomyiidae.